CCCACAAUGUCGGCGGCGCUGCUUGAAGCGGCGCGCUGUUGCCUGUGUUUGACGAACAUUCGAUUCGUUUGAUCCGGGAAACACUUUGCAACUGUGAAGGGAUUCCGUAACAGUCUCGCUUCAGAGCAGAGCACAAUACAAUUAAAAAGGGGCACCCUGGUGGUCUUUAAUUUGCGUUUCCGGUCCCGAGCUGCGGCACCAAGUUGUCGUCAUGUUAGCCUCUGGCUAGCUAGCGGUAGCACACACAGAAGAUUUCGCGUUUACAAAUUUAAUUUUUUAAGGGUUGUUAGUAACUGUUAGAUGACGUCUUCGAAAGGGGGCGGCGGAGAUGUGGACCCCAGCCUCCGAGCGCUGCUCCCUCACAUUGAGAGUACAAAUCAUGAAGCCGAAGUGCCGGAGCUUCUGCUUAAGCUAACAGACGCGCUGGACAGGAGGUCUGUGCAGGGCAGCCGAGCGCUGGAGAGGUUCAAACGCGACCUGUUCACGAGCGGUGUGCUCCAGUACUGCUCGGAUGCGCUCAGGUUCGAGUACGCGCACGUGGAGGGGGGGCUUCACACCGCCGCGCACCUGGCGGACGUGUUGAGCGCUUGCUGUGUUGGCGUUGAUCCAGUAACCAGUGCGGCGAUAAUUCAUAGCCAGCUUCUUCAAUCCGUUGCUGAGAAUAUGACCUUCUUGGCAACACGUGUAAUGGAAAGAGUAGUGGAGACAAAGGAUGACGCUCAGAAGAUUCGUCAGUUUCGAAAAAUCUUCGAUUCCAUUUGUUGGCUUCUGAAGGGACACAGUCAGUUAAUUCCACACGUUCUCCAGUCGAAACACUACCAGAAGAUUCAGCUCUCGGAAAACGAGGACGUGGGCGGAGUUUUGUUCUCAUUCCUACAAAACCUUGUCGGGUCAAACAGCGCGUUCUUAACCGAAAUAAGGCCCGUGGUUCUUGAGGGAAUUCUGGACGACAUCGUCUACAAGCUGGGCUGCGGAUCCAGCGCGGUGCUCGGCGGCGGCGCUGCCAGGACGCUGCUACUCGUGGCGAAGAGCCACAGCUCCAUCGCUCGCUCCAUCCCCCGCAAAUACCGCGGUCUGGACGCCUUGUUGAAGACGGACUGGCGCGGAAAGGGCUUUGACGCCGUGGUGGAGCAGCUGUUGGACCUGCUGUACUCUGAAGCUCCAUCUCAGGGAGCAUCUCAGGACUCGGCCGCGAGGGAAGUCAAAGCAGCCUGUGUGAUACAGGCAGCAUGGAGGGCCUUCCUGAUCAGGAGGAGGAUGAAGAUGCUCCCCAGAGCUGUGAGCACGUUACAGAGAAGCUUCCGUGAGAAGAAACGAAGGGAGGAGCUGCAGUCGCAGAGGAAAAAGGCAGAGGAGGAGCUGCGGCUGCAGGUGCGACUGCGCAGACAGAGGGCCCUGCGUGAGUUCCACCAGCGCCAGCUGUACCUGCUGGAGAUAGUGCCUGCGGGCCAAGUGGACAAGUAUUUGGCCGAAGUGGAGAGCAGAGCUGCAGUGAUCAUCCAGAAGGUGUGGAGGGGCCACAGAGAGAGGAGGAGCUUCCAGCAGCAGAAGGAGGCGCUCGGGCAGUUCAAGGCGGCGGUCACCAUCCAGAGAGCCGUCCUGCAGUUCCUGAAGCGCAGGAGGAUUUUGCAAAGCACACUGUCUCCCUGGAGGGGACCCAAGGGUCUCACCGAUGCGCGGAGAGCGGAGCUCAUGAAGCAGGUGGAGGAGCACAUGGCUCGGCACCCCGGCGGCCCCAUGUCGCCGGAGCGCUGCCGGGAGCUCCACCGCCGAACCCAGGAGAUGCUGCGGCAGUACCUGAUGGGGAGGGAGGUGGAGCGCAGGGCCGAGCACCACGGGCAGGCCCUCCUGGCCCAAAUCAACACGGACAUCGAGCUGCUCACGAAUGCCCCUCCCCUGAAGGACGUCGCCGAAGUGGAUUCGGACCUCUACCUCAGCAGGUCGGGCCCAGUGGCGUACCGCGCCAGGCAGUCCCACAAUGCACUGCUUAACGCUUCACGCUACCCCUGGUGGAAAAGGCUGGGUGACGAAUUCCAGGAUCCCGAAUCCGUUCCGGCAGAAAAUUUGGCAGAAAACUUUGAAAGCUUGUAUUUCGGUUGAAGGCGACAGUCGAUUCGUCAGUGUCAUCGUUUCCAAAUAUGUUACAAUAAAUUGUGCUCAAGGAGAAGAUUUUAUGUGUUUGUU
This is a messenger RNA of Scleropages formosus (Asian bonytongue), 2184 nucleotides long. It is a transcript of the gene iqcb1, whose product is annotated as IQ motif containing B1. Gene Ontology annotation, cellular component: cilium. The transcript is spliced from 13 exons. Gene Ontology annotation, molecular function: calmodulin binding. Gene Ontology annotation, biological process: cilium assembly. NCBI's taxonomy places the organism in Eukaryota, Metazoa, Chordata, Actinopteri, Osteoglossiformes, Osteoglossidae. The record is from RefSeq and is a predicted model, not a curated record. Bases 301 to 2100 code for a protein of 599 amino acids.